Molecule: messenger RNA, 1467 nt
Organism: Salvia hispanica
Lineage: Eukaryota; Viridiplantae; Streptophyta; Magnoliopsida; Lamiales; Lamiaceae
Source: RefSeq, a predicted model, not a curated record
GAGAUUAGAGAGAGAGAUUUAUUACAAGAUCAAUAAAAAGUCGGGGCCCACAAGAGUGGGUGGCUUCUUCUAUAAAAGGAAGUAAGCAGUAGUGAAUAAAAAAGGUGAAUUUGGAAAUGGAUUGAGAUUAGAGAUGGAGAUAUUUAUUAAAAGAUCAACAAAUAUCUGAGGAAGGAGUCCAGCGUGGCACUCCACUUGGAAUCUGAUAUUGCACUUUUUCCACCCAAAAACUAGUUAUUUAUAUCCACACCCCACAAUCAUAAUCCAAUUCCCCUCUCUCUCACUCCCAAAUCAAACGAAUUUGAUCACUCAUUCCAAUUCCAUGAGUGAAGAAGCCAAGAUCGACGACGCCGUCUCCGACUGGGAGGACGGCCUCCCCUCCGCCGACGACCUCACCCCCUUAUCCCAGUCCCUGAUCCCCCUCGAAUUGGCCUCCGCCUUCCGCAUCUCGCCGGACCCGCCCCGCACCGCCGUCGACGUCACCCGCGCCUCCCGCACCACCCUCUCCUCCCUCCGCGUCUCCUCCUCCUCCGCCGCCGCCGCCAAUUUCAAGCCCUUCGGCGACGAUCACGCCAUGGCCGCCGACGACGCCGCCGACGAGGGCUCCGACCCGAAGAAGACCCGCCGCGCCGACUCCCCCGACGAUCCGACGGUCGACAACUGCACCGACGACCAGUCGACGGCCACGGCGAAGGCUCUGAAGCGGCCGCGCCUCGUGUGGACCCCGCAGCUGCACAAGCGGUUCGUGGACGUGGUGGCGCACCUAGGGCUGAAGAACGCCGUGCCGAAGACGAUUAUGCAGCUGAUGAAUGUCGAGGGUUUGACUCGGGAGAACGUCGCCAGCCAUCUCCAGAAGUACAGGCUGUAUGUGAAGAGGAUGCAGGGUUUGUCCAACGAGGGGCCGUCGCCGUCCGAUCACCUCUUUGCCUCGACUCCGCUGCCAACGCAGAGCUUCAACGAGUCGUCCAGCGCCGGCCCCAGCCACGGGAAUGGAAUUGCAAACGGCAGCCAUAGCAGUGUUGAUUGUGCCGAUGCAGAUGAUGGGAAUGGCGCAUGGACACGGCUACCAUGGAUACGAAGCUGCGCAUUCGCAUCAUAGUCAUCACUAUCAGCAGCAGCAGUAUGGGAGUAUGAUGCAGCAGCAGAGGGAUUGGUCUGGCAAUAAGUAUAAUGGCUAUCCGCAGCAUCAUACGACUCAAAACAAUAGCAAGUGUUAGGCAGAGCGGUGUUGGAAGUCGGAAUAAAGGUGAUAAUUGAUUUGUGCAUUGUUGAUUGUGAGUUUCUUUUGCUGAUUGAAAGCUGGUCAUACAGGGUCUGGUGGAUUCAUUGCCUUGGGAAUGUGGCAUGUGAAGUGAACCUCAGCUAUGACUAAUGUUUUGCCAAAUUCAUUCUUUUUAUCCUGUGAAACAUAGAUUUCUCAAUCUGUUAAAUGAGUUUUUUGAAUUAUAUAUUGUGUACUUGCUUUCA